AUGCGGCCAUGGACUGGUUCCUGGCGUUGGAUUAUGCUCAUCCUCUUUGCUUGGGGAACUUUACUCUUUUAUAUUGGUGGACACCUGGUACGAGACAAUGAGCAUCCAGAUCACUCUAGUCGCGAAUUAUCCAAGAUACUUGCUAAACUUGAACGUUUAAAGCAACAAAAUGAAGACUUAAGGCGGAUGGCAGAAUCUCUCAGGAUACCAGAUGGUCCCAUUGAUCAGGGACCAGCUGCAGGAAAGGUACAUGCUUUAGAGGAGCAACUUUUAAAGGCCAAAGAACAGAUAGAAAACUAUAAGAAGCGGACAGGAGAUGGAGGCCUUGGAAGAGACCAUGAAAUAUUGAGGAGGAGGAUUGAAAAUGGGGCUAAGGAACUUUGGUUUUUUCUCCAGAGUGAAUUGAAGAAGUUGAAAAAUCUAGAAGGAAAUGAACUGCAAGGACGCAUUGAUGAAUUUCUGUCUGAUUUGGGUCAUCAGGAAAGGUCAAUAAUGACCGACUUGUACUACCUCAGUCAAACAGAUGGAGCAGGAGACUGGCGAGAAAAAGAGGCCAAAGAUCUAACAGACUUGGUACAGAGGAGAAUAACUUAUCUACAGAACCCGAAGGAUUGCAGCAAAGCUAAGAAACUUGUGUGUAAUAUCAACAAAGGCUGUGGCUAUGGUUGUCAACUUCAUCAUGUAGUCUACUGCUUCAUGAUCGCUUAUGGCACUCAGCGAACACUCAUUUUAGAGUCUCAGAACUGGCGCUAUGCUACCGGUGGCUGGGAGACUGUAUUUAGGCCUGUAAGUGAGACAUGUACUGACAGAUCAGGUACCACCACUGGACACUGGUCAGGUGAGGCUAAUGAUAAGGAUGUUCAGGUGGUGGAACUUCCCAUUGUUGACAGCUUACACCCACGGCCACCUUAUUUACCGUUGGCUAUCCCCGAAGACCUGGCUGAUAGACUGAUUCGUGUACAUGGGGAUCCUGCAGUGUGGUGGGUCUCGCAGUUUGUGAAAUACUUGAUUCGUCCACAGCCUUGGUUGGAAAAAGAAAUAGAGGAAGCCACAAGGAAACUUGGUUUCAAACAUCCAGUGAUUGGUGUUCAUGUUCGAAGGACAGACAAAGUAGGAACAGAGGCAGCAUUUCAUCCGUUUGAAGAAUAUAUGGUACAUGUUGAAGAGCGGGUUGAACUUCUUGCUCGCAGAAUGCAUGUUGAUAAAAAAAGAGUGUAUUUGGCUACAGAUGACCCUUCAUUGUUGCAAGAGGCAAAAUCCAAGUAUCCAAAUUAUGAAUUUAUCAGUGAUAACUCCAUAUCCUGGUCAGCGGGACUUCAUAAUCGAUACACUGAAAACUCCCUAAGAGGUGUUAUUCUGGAUAUUCACUUUUUGUCUCAGGCAGACUUCCUGGUCUGUACAUUUUCAUCCCAGGUUUGUCGAGUUGCCUAUGAAAUUAUGCAGACGUUGCAUCCAGAUGCUUCAGCAUAUUUCCAUUCUUUGGAUGAUAUCUACUACUUUGGGGGACAGAAUGCCCACAACCAGAUUGCUAUUUAUGCUCAUCAUCCACGAACUGCUGAUGAAAUUCCUAUGGAACCUGGAGAUAUAAUUGGAGUAGCUGGAAAUCACUGGGAUGGUUAUUCAAAAGGCAUCAAUAGGAAAUUAGGAAGAACAGGCCUGUACCCGUCCUAUAAAGUUAAGGAGAAAAUUGAGACAGUCAAAUAUCCUACGUACCCAGAGGCUGACAAGUAGAUUAAAAGGAAGACAUUCGGCAGCAAUUCUCAAUUUUGAUUGGUUUGAACCAGUCAACACAUUAACUAAUGGUUUAUAUGGGACUUGAAUUUGCAUUUUAACAUGCAGUUAAAAUCAAAGCCUUUAGCAAUGAACCUGGAUAAGAAGCUAAGAACAAAUGGAUGGGCUAUUCUCUGAACUUACUCUUAAACAUUUUUUGUUAUAUGCACUCUCACACAUGCACACACAAAACCACAUACAACAGGAAAACUGUUGUUUUAUACUUUUUGUCUCUUUUCAGGAUUUGUCCCAGUCAUUAGUCUUAUGUGAGCUUUGGGCUCUUUUCUCUGCCAUUAAUUGACAAUAAUGUUCAGACUUAUGACACUGCCACAUUGUGUAAUUUGAGUGACAUAAACAUAUUUUGUAUGUGCAAAAUUUAAAACAUGGUGCCUAUAUUUGAAAAAUCUGUGACCUUUUUAGAAGAGCCAUGCCUAUUUCAUAAUGGGCAAGAGUCAAUCUUCAACUGGUGUUACCGUGACCACUGAACUUGCUUCAAACAACAGAUUCAGAUUUCAGACUAGAUUUCUUUACAAGUUUAUUUUUAGCAUUCCAUUGAUUACUUCUCAUCAUUAAUAAAAUAAAGGAUACAUCCAACAA
Messenger RNA from Nipponia nippon (crested ibis), 2367 nucleotides. The record is from RefSeq and is a predicted model, not a curated record. Lineage: Eukaryota; Metazoa; Chordata; Aves; Pelecaniformes; Threskiornithidae.